GUGCUCAGCGGAACUGAGAAUCGCAUACCGGGAUGAAGAAGAGAUUGCAUUUAUUUUGCAUUAGGAGCAAACGAAGCUGACUCGAAAGGAUUUUGUUUUUCUAACUUUGGAAUAUAAUUCGGAAUUAUCUUUUCUUUUAAAGCUCGUAUAAGAAAUGAAGCCAUUGCGCAUAAAUGCGUAGCUUUUCGAGUUCUUUAUAGCUGCGUGCCAUCGUUCCGGAUUACUAUUUAAAAGCGUGGACAUACAAGUCAUUCUGUAAAAAUUUGAGGUCCCGAUACUGAUUUGUUCUGCUUUAACUUAGCUGUUGUUUUUCAAGCGAGCUGCUUAAAAGAAAAUUUAAAGGCGAAUUUUAUUAACGGCGAUGCCCAGAGAGCUGACACAAAAUCGAAUCCAAAAAAUCUGGAUUCCCUCAAAGGAUGAUAAACCAGCAGUUCCUCAUAGAGCUGGAGGGCCAUAUUUCACAAACUCGCCUACAGUGAUUGUAAUGGUGGGAUUGCCUGCUCGAGGAAAGACAUACAUUUCAAAAAAGUUGACUCGCUACCUCAACUGGACCGGUGUCCCAACAAAAGUGUUCAAUGUUGGAGAAUAUCGCCGUGAAGCUGUCAAACAAUACAGCUCUUAUGACUUCUUCAGGCCAGAUAAUCAGGAGGCAAUGAAAAUCAGAAAACAGUGUGCCUUAUCAGCCUUGGAAGAUGUCAAAUCUUACCUGCUAGAAGAAGGUGGACAAGUUGCAGUCUUUGAUGCCACCAAUACAACAAGGGACAGGAGAGAUAUGAUUCUUAAUUUUGGAAAAGAAAAUGGUUUCAAGGUAUUUUUUAUUGAAUCAGUUUGUGAAGAUCCAAAUGUUGUGGCAACAAAUAUAAUGGAGGUGAAAGUAUCUUGUCCGGAUUAUAAAGACUGCAAUAAAACAGAUGCCAUGGAAGAUUUUCUUAAAAGAAUAGAAUGUUACCGAGCUUCAUACCAGCCCCUGGACCCAGAUAAUUAUGACAGGGAAAUGUCUUUUAUUAAAGUGAUUGAUGUAGGAAGGAGAUUUCUGGUGAAUCGUAUUCAGGAUUAUAUCCAAAGCAAGAUAGUCUACUAUCUUAUGAAUAUUCAUGUGCAGCCACGUACCAUUUAUUUGUGUCGUCACGGAGAAAGUGAGCACAAUGUUCUUGGUCAAAUUGGAGGAGAUUCUGGCUUGUCCUCUAGGGGAAAAAAGUUUUCAGGUGCUUUGUCCAGGUUUAUGGAGGAACAGAACUUAAAGAAUCUGAAGGUUUGGACAAGUCAGUUGAAAAGAACCAUUCAAACUGCAGAAACUCUAAGCAUGCCUUAUGAACAGUGGAAGGCACUCAAUGAGAUUGAUGCUGGAAUAUGUGAGGAAAUGACAUAUGAACAAAUCAAAGAAAGGUAUCCUGAGGAAUUUGCACUGAGAGAUCAAGACAAAUAUUACUACCGCUACCCAACUGGGGAGUCUUAUCAGGACUUAGUUCAGCGAUUGGAGCCAGUCAUCAUGGAGUUGGAGAGACAAGAGAAUGUGCUUGUUAUCUGUCAUCAGGCAGUCAUGAGGUGUCUUUUGGCUUACUUCUUGGACAAAAGUGCCGAUGAAAUGCCGUAUCUUAAGUGUCCACUGCAUACCGUACUAAAGCUGACCCCUGUUGCUUAUGGUUGCAAAGUUGAAUCUAUCUACCUGAAUGUUGAAGCAGUAAAUACACAUCGCGAAAGGUCAGAGCAGGAUGUAAAGCGGGGACCUAGUACUCUCAUGAGACGCAAUAGUGUUACUCCAUUGGCAAGUCCUGAACCUACAAAGAAGCCAAGAAUAAAAAGCCUGGAUGAUCAUAUGGCAUCAACUUCAACAUCUUUGUCUGGAUUCACAGCUUCAGACAUUUCCACAACAGGACAACCAUUGCUAGGUAAAGCUUGCAUGACUUGAAAAGAAGAAAUUCAGAUGUACCUGAAGAGGCACAUGAUGUUGAAUGAUUCCCAGUACUUCCCCCAAUUUCUUGGACCUAAGUGGAAACCAGCAUCACUUCAUAGUUAUAUCAUAAUGUGUUGCUAUUACUUUCCUUGUGUGUGGACUAAACUGAAAUAACUAAAACUGUAUUUGCAAAACACAAUUACUUAUUUUCUUAGCUGAGUCAAUGAAUGUAUUGCCACUGUAAAGAUAUAAAAGUGCUUAUUAGUACACAGUUUACAUAUUUAUUUUUUGUAUUAAAAGCAAAUCUCAUUGUUGAGAUCUCUGAACAUUGUAGAUAAUGUAAAUAUGGUAUCAUAAUGUUAAAUAUCUAUUUUCUAAGCAUCACUGCAGAAAUGCAAUGAUCGUCAUUGCCUAUACUCUGGACAUUUUACAGCAUUUAUACUAUUUAUUGCAUAACCAUGCUAAAAAUGUAAAGUCAAAUUAAAUUGCCUAUACUCAGUAAUGCAAUGUGUCAUAUGAAUGAUUUCUUGUUUUGUUUUAAAAUGCUUAGGGUAAGACAAAUUCUAGAUAUUUUGGUAAAAGUAUAAAAUCACCAGGCAAUGGCUCUGGUGAAUGGCGCUUAAAUCAAUUUUGUCCCAGUCACUUGCACUAGAUUUCUUUUUUUUCUGUUUUAAUUAAAAGCACCUUACAAAGCAUUACUCCAAAAAUGUUGGCAGAAUGUUGAACGAAGUGUGUAAUUGUAGUUGACUAAUUUUAUUAUAGUGUACACUUUAGUCAUUGCCAUGCAGGAUUAAUAUUAAACGCAAGUCUAUAUAUUUCAUUUCAUUAAAAUUCGUAAUCCUGGUGUUGCUAGCAUUGGCAGUCUGUAAUAGCCAGGGCAACUUGCACACCGCUGAAUACGACAAUGAGAUUGAACUAAAGAACUACAGCUUUUAGGUGUGUGGCGUGUUUUUUAUUCGUCUUAAACCAAAAUCCAUUGCUAGUAGAUUUACUGGUGGUUGUGUGCAAGCAAUUUAGCUUACAUAGCUACUUAAGACCUAAGCAGAGUAUUAACUGGAUCAUAUUAACUGCCAUCAUUUUAUGUCUUUACAGUAUUAUAUCCAAGCUGAAAUGCAUAAAUCCUUACCAAAAACUUUAUAGACUUUUGUCAAAAAUAACACCCCACCACACAAGUUAUUCAUUUUUUUCUAAUGUAUUUAUUUUAAUGAAUGUAUUUGUUUUAAACAACUUGAAAUUGUAGUCUCAACUUGUGUGUCUGAAAUUUACAUUUUUUGGAUGAAGCUCUUAAUAUUCCAAAACGUGCAACUUAUGCCCUCCUUUGGGAGUAAAAGUGAGGUGCCAGAUAUAUUUGGAGUUAAACAGAAGCAAUAUUUUAUUCUUUGUGUGUGACUGGACUGUGUGUAAAUGUUUUCUCAAGAGUAGUGUAUUUGCGAGAGUAGUGUAUGUGUGUUUGCAUGUUGUUGGUUCACAUCCCAUCACUUAUUUAAUUUAUGUUGAGUAUAAGUGUCUGCCUUUAAGUGGUAAUGCUGCAGAACAGGUUAACCAUAGUGCCUACUGUGUCUGCCUGGAAGAUGAACAUUUGUUAUGUAAAGUAAGCAGCACCAGCAGAAUUAAUUAUGUGACAGGGUUUUAGCUAUAAAUACUGAACUGUGUGUCUGGUGACUGUGCUGUAAUUUAUUAACUUUAAGCCUGGUCUCUAAUGUUUGAGUGAAGAAUACACAGGUUUGGAUAUUUAUUUAUUUAUUUAGGUUUUUUAAAGGGAAUUUAUAAAUGUAUGUAAUUGAGAAGUGUCAGUUUUGCUUGCUAAACUUGUGUUGGUAUUGAUUAAAACAGCUUGUAUUUGUAAGCUGCACAAAGAAUUUGAUUUUUCAUUUAUUUCUUUUUAAGAUGUCUUGAGUCCAUUGAGUUGUCUGUACAUUUAAUACCCAUUUAUGCUUUUGCUUUGGCAUGGUUCUGUCAAUGGGCCUACUUUUAAAUGUUACUUUCUGUACUUUUUAAGAAAAUUUUGAUUUUGUUUUACUUAAUUUGGCAGAAAUAAUUUUGUAUAGUUGUUUCAAAUUGUAUUUUUGUUUACUUUUUAAGUAACUGUACAGUUAAGGAAUUUUUCCUCAUUUGUCUACAUUUGUGUUCAUUGCAUAAUUUUAAUUUGGUUAAUUUCAGCAAUACUGUUAUAUGCCUUUCAAUCUGUUUUGCAGAGCCUGGUCCAAUAAAUGGAUAUGCACAUUUUUGAGA
Molecule: messenger RNA, 4126 nt
Organism: Polypterus senegalus (gray bichir)
Lineage: Eukaryota; Metazoa; Chordata; Cladistia; Polypteriformes; Polypteridae
Gene: pfkfb3
Product: 6-phosphofructo-2-kinase/fructose-2,6-biphosphatase 3
Exons: 16
Coding region: 362-1909 (515 amino acids)
Biological process (GO): fructose 2,6-bisphosphate metabolic process; fructose metabolic process
Cellular component (GO): cytosol
Molecular function (GO): fructose-2,6-bisphosphate 2-phosphatase activity; 6-phosphofructo-2-kinase activity; ATP binding
Source: RefSeq, a predicted model, not a curated record